This is a messenger RNA of Prunus avium (sweet cherry), 1624 nucleotides long. RefSeq names its product sugar transporter ERD6-like 5. Gene Ontology annotation, cellular component: membrane. NCBI's taxonomy places the organism in Eukaryota, Viridiplantae, Streptophyta, Magnoliopsida, Rosales, Rosaceae. Gene Ontology annotation, molecular function: sugar transmembrane transporter activity. Gene Ontology annotation, biological process: transmembrane transport; carbohydrate transport. The record is from RefSeq and is a predicted model, not a curated record.
AAAUAAGUUUAUAUUUAUAUAUAAAUAUAUGGAGAGAGAAGCCAUGGAAGGACUGCUAAUUGUAAGAGAGUCUGUGAUCCAUGAAGAAGCUGCUGCUGAUGCUGAUUGCAGUGGGGGGAACUCAGUCACCUUUGUUGUUGUUCUGAGUACUUUGGUGGCCCUCUGUGGUUCCUUCUCUUUUGGGUGUGCUACAGGAUAUUCAUCAGCUGCAGAAUCCGGAAUAAUGGAAGACUUGGACAUCACUGUUGCUGCCUACUCAGUUUUUGGUUCAAUACUGACAAUUGGAGGAGUGCUUGGUGGGUUGGUAAAUGGAAGGAUAACGGAUCUCAUUGGUCGUAAAGGUACAAUGUGGUUCUCUGCAAUAUUCAGUACUGCAGGGUGGCUCAUUAUAGCAUUUGCAAAGAAUGUUUGGUGGCUGGAUAUCGGACGACUGUUGGUGGGAUUUGGCAUCGGAAUAAUUUGCUACGUGGUACCUGUAUACAUAGCAGAAAUAACACCUAAGGACCUCAGAGGAAGGUUUACUUCAGCUAAUCAGUUGAUAAUCAGCUGCGGUUUUUCGGUAAUGUAUUUCAUUGGAAAUACCUUAAACUGGCGCAUCAUGGCUGUGAUUGGUGCUGUUCCAUCUCUACUACAAAUUAUAGGUUUAUAUUUCAUUCCAGAGUCUCCAAGGUGGUUGGCCAAAAUCGGUAAACAGAAAAACCUUGAUGCUGCUCUGCGGCGUCUCAGAGGAAGAGAUUCUUGUAUAUCUCAAGAAGCAUCUGAUAUCAUGAAUUAUACAGAAAUCUUUCAGCAACAGUCAGAAAGAAUGCUAGACUUGUUUCAGCAGAGAUAUGCUCACUCACUCAUUGUUGGACUCGGGUUGAUGUUUCUGCAGCAAUUUGGGGGGGCCAAUGCAAUUGCUUAUUAUGCAAGCUCUGUGUUUGUAGAUUCCGAUUUUUCGAGUAGCAUUGGGACUAUAUCAAUGGCAAUUAUCGGGAUACUCUUUUCACAGUUACCUGGUGUUGCAAUGAGUGUGCUCUUAACCGAUAAAUCUGGAAGGCGACCACUUCUGAUGGUUUCUGCUGCAGGAAUGUGCUUGAGUGCCUUUCUUGUGGGCUUGGCAUUUUGCUUUCAGGACCUCCAUCGAUGGAAGGAGCUUACUCGUAUUCUUGUGCUUAUCGGAAUGUUGGGUUAUAGCAUAUCGUACACAACGGGCAUGGCAGGAUUACCCUGGGUUAUUAUGUCAGAGAUAUUUCCCAUAAACGUUAAAGGCGCAGCUGGAAGCCUUUCAAGUUUGGCAAAUUGGUCUUCUUCUUGGAUAACAACAUACACCUUCAAUUUUAUGAUGGAAUGGAGCUCAGCAGGAACAUUUUUCAUCUUCUCAGCCAUUUGCGGUUUAGCUAUUCUGUUUGUUGCAAAGCUAGUGCCGGAGACUAAGGGGCGAACUCUAGAAGAAAUACAAGCAUCCAUUGCCCAUUUCUCUAAUUAGAUGAAUUGCAUAUCCAUGCUAUGACAGUGUUAUGUUUUGAACACUAAAAUCUGAUCACUUUUUAUGUUAUCAUACUGAUAUGGUUUUGAUGAUCAUAACAAAGUGAUUAAAACCUGCAUAAUCAUUGUGCAAUGACAUUGUGCUAGAUCUUGAUUU